AGGAGGAGGAGGAUGAACUCCCACUUCCUCACUGGAACCCUUGAAAAUUUCUCAGCCGCGUGACAUUUUUUUUUUUCUUUUUCAGAUAAAACUCCACCAUGCUGUCCGUGAAGACGCUCGUGGCCGUGGGGAUCUUGGUCGCGGGGUGCUUCUCGCUCGGGGAAGGCAUCAUCGGGGGCAGGGAGGCGGCGGCCCACUCUCGGCCCUACGUGGCGUCCAUCCAGGUGCCCGAGGGAGACGGGAUGAAGCACGAGUGCGGGGGCUUCGUGGUCGCCGACCAGUGGGUGAUGACGGCCGUGCACUGCCUGCCCACGGGGCCCAACGGCAGGAAGGUCGUCCUGGGCGUUCACUCCCUGAGCCGAGCCGAGGACACCAAGCAGACCUUUGAGAUCCUGGAGCUCCACAAUCACCCUCAGUUCACCGCCCACAAUUACGACAACGACAUCGCCCUGAUUAAACUGGACCGGCCGUUCAACGCCUCCGAGGCCGUCGGGGCGGUGGCGUUCCUGCGAGCCGGCGGCGUCAACCCCGGCACCGACGCCGAGGUGGAGACGGCCGGCUGGGGCUCCCUGGACAACCUGGGCUCCAGACCCGACACCCUGAAGGAGGCGUCCAUCCGGGUGGUGAGCUCCGACCGGUGCCGACGCAGCGACUACUUCGGCAGGAAGUUCACCGACAACAUGAUCUGCGCUCACAAGUUGUGCCCGGACCCUUGCGACCGUCCGCACAAGAUGGAGGACUCCUGCGACGGGGACUCAGGCGGUCCGCUCCUCUACAACGGCGUCGCGGUGGGCAUCACGUCCAACGGCGGGAAAAAGUGCGGCCAGGUCAAGAAGCCGGGCAUCUACACCAUCGUCUCGCACUACACCGAGUGGAUUGACGGCGUCAUGGGCCGUGGCGCCGACGCUUGAGAAUCCACGUCGACCGCAAAUGUGGCACAAACGCGUAUUUAGCGUGACUUCCGAGGAAAGCGCGGCAAUUAAUACACACGUUAAUUACGGAGAUUAUAGUCAAUCACGCAGUUUACUAACUCAAGGAUGAAGAAGACGAGCAUCAAAAGUGUGUCCUCAUCCUCCUUGGCUGCACGCUUGCUGCUUUGUUUGUUCAUUCAUUCCGGGAAAAAUCCAACGCGACAGCGUCAAUGACAUGAAAAUCCCGACAAAUCAAAGAUUUGUUGCGUUUCCCCAAUUCAGUUGCCGAGGGUCGGUUCUCUCCUCCGCAGGAGACAUUUGUAUCGUCAGCAAAAAUAAAAUAUUUCAACCUAC
Messenger RNA from Syngnathoides biaculeatus (alligator pipefish), 1265 nucleotides. It is a transcript of the gene cfd, whose product is annotated as complement factor D (adipsin). Gene Ontology annotation, molecular function: serine-type endopeptidase activity. The coding region runs from base 99 to 911 and encodes 270 amino acids. Lineage: Eukaryota; Metazoa; Chordata; Actinopteri; Syngnathiformes; Syngnathidae. The transcript is spliced from 5 exons. The record is from RefSeq and is a predicted model, not a curated record. Gene Ontology annotation, biological process: proteolysis.